Messenger RNA from Halteromyces radiatus, 2673 nucleotides. RefSeq lists its product as uncharacterized. The transcript has 9 exons. The coding region runs from base 63 to 2600 and encodes 845 amino acids. Gene Ontology annotation, biological process: regulation of DNA-templated transcription. Gene Ontology annotation, cellular component: RSF complex. NCBI's taxonomy places the organism in Eukaryota, Fungi, Mucoromycota, Mucoromycetes, Mucorales, Cunninghamellaceae. The record is from RefSeq and is a predicted model, not a curated record.
UUUAUCCAAUUCAUUUCUUCUAACAAAAAAAGUGAUCAUAAUCUUUUAUACAUAUAGAUACUAUGUCUUCAAGACAUGUUAGAAAAGCUAAAUCAGCUAUCAGCUCAUAUAAUGAAAAGAGGCAUCAACAAACUACACCACGAUCCAAAAAGCCAACUCAAUCUACUUCGGUUAUCAAUGUAACAGACGCGUCUACUCCAGAGGAAAUCCUUCAUAGUUCUUGGAAAUUCCUUUAUAUAUAUCAGUUCUUGACACAAUUCCAACAUCAACUUGGCCUCCCUUCUAUUAGUAUAGAUCACAUGGAAUCCUUACUUCUUUUUAGACCCGAUCCCAGUACUGACGAUAUGGCGGAACAAAACUUAUCAGUUGAUGACAAUCAAAAUAGCUUUAACGAUAGCAACGAAGUACUUUCACGUGAAUCUAGUGUUUUGGGUUCUUCAUCUGUAAUUUCUGAUCAAUUCAACAAUUCAACUAAACUACAACACACUUUGGCGAAGCUUCUUGUUCUUAUUUUAGCUAGUCUUUCUGAUGACAAAAAAAAUAAGAUCACUGAAAACAAUUAUCCUCAGUACAUAUACAAAUAUUUGUAUCAUCAUUCUCUUGAUGAAAGGGUUCAAGAUAUCCUUGGUCGUUAUACUGAUAGCAUUGAUUUUGUUCGAUUAAGUAUUGUAGACAAGAUUUAUGUAUUAAAGGAUUUGGUCGACAGCAUCUUUGAAACUGGAACUGCUUUGAUAUGGAAGAACGAACUUGCCUCCGAAGAUAUGCGUGCAUUUCCCAUGGGCAAAGAUUCUGAUGGUUGGUCAUAUUGGAUAUUUGGAGGUAGUAGAUUGUACAGGGAAAUCCAAUUAUCUCCAAGGAAAAAGGAAACCGAUUAUACAUUCCAACUGAUUGCUAAGACAGAAGAAGAAUGGCGAACAUGGAUGAACAAGUUCUCUCUCGAUUCACCCAAAGCGCUGGAACGACAUUUGGCGGAAAACUUGCAAGAGCAUGGUUCAGUUAUCAUACAAAAGAUAGAAUCAAGGAGGGCUGCAAAACUACGUGAAGAAGCGAAAUUGGAAAAAGCAAGGAAAUUGGAUUUGUUACCAAGAAAACGAAGCAGGCGAAUCGAAGUCAAGUCUGAAGAAGAUGAUAGGCGACGUCAAUUGGAAGAAAUGGAACGUGCACAAUUGGAAUUCGAAGAAGCUGAACGGGAAAGGGAGCAAAGGGAGUUGGAGGAACAAUUGGAAAAGGAAAAACAAGAAAUGCAAAUUGAAGAAGCAAGAUUGAAGGAAGAAGUAUAUCAACUAUUGGAUGCUAUGGUCACCCAAGAAUACCAUAAGAAACAGCUAGUAUCUCAAACGGACACUACCAACAAAAAUGGAGUAGAGGAUGAUGAUAAGAUAACGAAGCUCAAACAACUACGAACCAAACUCAAAAAGUCAGCAACUUUAGAAGAAACUGUCGAAAAAUUGAAAGGUUGGAAUUCUCUAUUAGAAGAAGGUUACAAGAUCGCCAUUCAUCCUUUGACUAGUGCUCCAAAUUCAACAAAGGUGGAUAUCCAGCAUGAAUCAACAAAUGCAGUUUCUCCAGAUCUAUCCAUCCCUGUCGUUACGCAACCCGAAAACCAACUUACUGAAGGAACAGGAUCUCAAGCAAUACCUUUGUCUGACACGAUCAAUGCUUUGGAAAGUUCAUCUAUCAUGAUGCCGGAUACACAAACUCAGACCUUGGCAACGACAAAUACAAAUGAUGAUCUAUCAACUCAAUCUGUUCAACAACCUGUUAUUAAUAGAAUAUCUAAUUCAGUGGAAACUAUGGACAGUUCUGUUAUAUCAGCUACAUCAUCACAAGCACAAUCAUCUGGCAAUGAAGAUCUUACUAUUCAGUCAAUUCCGCAGACAAUAUUCGACGUACCAUCUACUUCAUCUGCCCCCGAAACUUUGGAGAGUACACCCAUGACCAGUACAACAACAACAACAACAACAACAGUACCAUCAUCAUCACAACUAGUGACAACGACUUCCAUGGCGACACCAACAUUACCUCGUGAUGAUUUCAAAACAAUACCAUCUGACAUUUCACCAAUUACUCAACAACAGGCUCCCGAACAAGCUACCAUUCUUACAACAACUCCAGUCAUAUCCACUGCUCCAACUAAGACAGCUCCUGUUGUUAAACGUGGAAGACCAAGAAAGGUGAAGAAACCUACUGUAGACAAGAGCGCCUUGUCAUUAACGUUUAGUGAUGUACUUCGAUUUACUGGGAAUGGCUCGAAAUCUGAUCUCAAGGAUCCACUUUUGAAACUGAUACUUACUACGAUGAUUUCCCAAAUUCGUCAAUAUGCAGCUAAUAGUGAAUUGGAACGAAGGAAAGAAAAGAAAUCUGGCAAUAAACGGAAGAAAUCGGUAAUCCCAGUAAUGGAUAUGUAUACGGUGCACAAGAAAUUACUACUGGGCAAAUACGUACCUGAAUCGAUUGAUGAUACGGAGGAAUCUCAUAAUGUCAAAUCGGCAUUUGAAUCCUGGUUAAGUGAUAUGGAUCUUGUAUUGGCAAGAAACGAUCCUAUUACUUUGGAUUUAAAGAAGUUUAGCUAUGACUUGUUCAUAUCUGUGUUGAUGUGAAUUUGAAUUUUAGAUUUAGACCUAGUUAGAUUUUUUAAAGUUAUUUAUGAAAAUAAACAAAUGAUUACACCUC